AUGAUGAAACUUCAAGUUGCCUGCAUGAUUCUCAUCCUCGUCAUCACCUCCGCCAAAACCUCCUGCUCCUUCCCAGAUCCGACAGCAAAUCCUGCUGGUUUGUUAAGGCAAGAAAUGGAACCCAAAGAAGAAACUCAGGGUCUGCAGGUCCUGCUCCAGCCAUCCAAGCGCCACAACAGCCACUUCACUAUCUGCUCCUACUGCUGCAAGGUCUGCCGGGACCAGCGUCGCUGGGACCGGUGCUACAGAAUGUGCUGCCACGCGCCCCGCGGGUCGGACAAGCCGGAGCCGAGCAGCGCUAGGGGGUGCUGUCACCUCCAGCCACGCCCAGCCUCCAACCCCACCGCGACUCAGCCUGGCCCCCCCGGCUCCGGACCCGCCUGA
Molecule: messenger RNA, 384 nt
Organism: Dermochelys coriacea (leatherback sea turtle)
Lineage: Eukaryota; Metazoa; Chordata; Testudines; Dermochelyidae
Product: hepcidin-like
Exons: 3
Coding region: 1-384 (127 amino acids)
Source: RefSeq, a predicted model, not a curated record